Thamnophis sirtalis is the source of this 1984-nucleotide messenger RNA. Lineage: Eukaryota; Metazoa; Chordata; Lepidosauria; Squamata; Natricidae. The record is from RefSeq and is a predicted model, not a curated record.
CGUUGCAAAGACCGAGUGAAUGCCUUGGCCAUCGCCGUCAUGAAUAUGUGGCCGGGCGUAAGACUGCGAGUGACGGAGGGCUGGGAUGAAGACGGACACCACCUGCCUGAGUCUCUACACUAUGAGGGCCGGGCGCUGGACAUCACCACCUCUGACCGUGACAGGGAGAAAUACGGCAUAUUGGCCCGCUUAGCUGUGGAGGCUGGCUUCGACUGGGUGUACUAUGAAUCCAAGGCGCACAUCCAUGUUUCUGUGAAAGCAGAUAACUCCAUGGCUAUUCGUGCAGGCGGCUGCUUCCCUGGUGAUGCGACCGUGACGCUGCGGAGCGGCGAGAAGAGGAGCCUCUCCAAGCUGCGCCACGGAGACUAUGUAUUCAGCGUAGAUCAGAACGGACAAGUGACCCUUAGUGAGGUUCUGCUCUUCCUCCACCGGGAGCCACACCAGCAGACCCUCUUCGUGGCCAUCGAGACAGAAGAACCUGUUCGCCGGCUGCUACUUACAUCCUCUCAUCUCAUCUUCGUUGCACGGGACCCGGUCAACAGCACAACAGACUUCUCUCCUGUGUUUGCCAGCAGAGUGUGUGUGGGGGACUCUGUUUUGACAUACCAGGGGAGCGACCUUCCCUUGCAUCCUGCCCGAGUUGUCCGUGUUUGGCAGCAAGAGGGCACUGGUGUCUAUGCCCCCUUGACCACUCAUGGCACGAUCCUGGUCAAUGAGGUGCUGGCCUCCUGCUACGCAGUCCUUGAAAGUCACCAUUGGGCUCACUAUGCCUUUGCCCCCUUGCGCUUUGUCUAUGGUAUCUUCUCACUGCUGUCCCUGAAGGGGGACUCCAGAAACUGCAGUGCUCAAGAAACAGGCGUGCACUGGUAUUCACAGGUUCUGUAUCAUCUGGCGUGGGACUUGCUGGGCCAGGAUGCACUUCGCCCCUAAGAGGCUGGCUGGGCUGCUUGUUUGCCAGACAAAGUUAAGCUCAUCAAGUCUUUAGACAAAGGGAGACCCCUGAGCAUUUGCUUGGCUCCAUAUCUCCUUGCCCUCCUGGCCGGCUAAUGAUUCUAGAGCUGAGGUCCCUUUAAAGCAUCAACCUUUGCAACAGAGAAACUAGCCUGUGGCCACGUGGGAGUUGGAUUGAGGGAUUAGGUCAACUGAUACCAGUACUCCUGCCGUAGGUUGCAUAUCACAGGCGCUGGACUUCCUACAGAUGUGUUUGGGGAGCUUAAAAAUAUCUGAGGCAUGCUGUGUUCUCCUAAAUUUAGCACAAAGUCAAUAAGCCCACUGUCUUAAUUUUUAGCAGGUGAAAUGGAUUUCCCAUAGGUGACUUGAUCGACUGGGCUUAUAAAACCAGCAUAAGGUCAGCCGUGCCUUUAAAAAAAAAAAAUCCCCCUGCAGCUGCCUUAACGGGAUAAGUCAGGAAGGAGCGAGGUACUGUACAGUAGAAACAAGUGCUGGUCAUUUCUAGAUGACCAGAAGAUAUUUCAACUUCCUCUAGCUUCAGAAAUGUAUCUGAGCAUUUCUGUGACGUGCAUUAGAAGAAAGGUAACACACAGGUUGGCUUGACCCUUCAAUUUGGGCAGGUGAUAUGGAAACCUGCAAGGCCUGUCUAACUCAGGGCCAGUGGGGCUUUUCCAAGAAGGUCAAAUAUGAAAUAAGAAUGGCUUAUAGCAGAACGUGGGUAGCGUCUCUAUAGCUUGACAUCCCUUUCCUUACUGAGUUUCAGCACUGGAUUCAAGAAAGAAGCAAAAGAGGCAAAUCCAAUCUUUUUCAAGGCGAGAUCUCAUAACCAUCCAUGCUGGAAUGAUGAUUGAAUGGUGGUACAGGUCAUCCUCAACUUACAACCAUACGUUUCAUGGCCAUUUGUGGAGUUAAAACAUCAUUGGGAAAAAGUGACAGGCCCGUUUUUUUUAACAUGAGUGUUGCAGUACACCUGUGGUCAUGUGAUCAAAAUUCAGACGCUUGGCAACUGGCAUGUAUUUAUGACAGUUCUGCU